Xiphias gladius (swordfish) is the source of this 3062-nucleotide messenger RNA. It is a transcript of the gene ism1, whose product is annotated as isthmin 1. Bases 801 to 2159 code for a protein of 452 amino acids. Lineage: Eukaryota; Metazoa; Chordata; Actinopteri; Istiophoriformes; Xiphiidae. Gene Ontology annotation, biological process: negative regulation of angiogenesis. The transcript is spliced from 6 exons. The record is from RefSeq and is a predicted model, not a curated record.
CCGUAGGUUGAUAUGGUCUGACUUGUUUGCCCUGUUGCCAGAGACGCGCGCCAGCCCGCGUCCUCAUUUCGGUGGGCUCACGAUCCGCAGCAUAAUGGAUGGAUGCUGUUUCUGAAACAGACGUCCACCGAGAAGCCUUAGCUGGGACGACACUUUUUUUUAACCACCUGUACUUUUUUUUUUUUCUCCAAAGGUAAUCUCGUCGAGUGAGGCGCUGGGAAGUGCAGCAUGUGGACACGACGAGACGUGCGUGAAGCGGCUGGAGUGGACGCGAGGGAGAGUGAAGCGUGAGGCUGAGAAUGUGGCGGGGACACCGCGGGGCAACUGCUUCCUGAGUUUUUUUUCCUGAGUUUCCUGAGCUUGGAGAUUUGGCGAAGGCGCAGCAAGAGCGGAAAGCGUUAAUGCCGCGCGCUGGAUCGGCCCUGCGGAAUUCAGCACACUGUAUCAACCGGCAGAUCGGCGCAUGAACUGCAAUUGUCUCCAAAGCUAUAAUAAACCACAUGGACAAUCAGUCCAAACAGGGGACUCAUCUUAAUUUAGGACAAACCCACAGGUUACAAAGAAAGUCCACUGGGUCCAAACUACUUUAGGCUACAACACUUUUUCCAAAUCAUUCGACUUUUCCCCCCUCCGAUCCUUUUCCCUUCAUUUUUGCAAUUCUGAUUCCCGAAGUGGCUCCGAAGUGGUGUUGCGGCUCCUCGUCCCCGGCGGAUCCGGAGAUCGGAGUCUCUGCACCGGGAGGAGGCGGAGUCGGAGCUCCGGCUACACCGCAGGCUCCCAAGAGCGGCCGCGUCAAAAGGAUGGUGCGACUGGCUGCGGAACUGCUGCUGCUCCUGGGACUUCUUCUCCUUACCUUGCACAUCACGGUGCUGCGGAGCAGUCCGCUGCCCCAGGGAAAUGUAACUCUGAGCCUGGACCAGGACUCGGCACUUACAGAGAACAACGUAAAUGCAAAAAGCAGCUCCUCUGCCCAGCUGGCUCCUGAAGACCGGAGGUCUGGUCCAGAACACCGGUUGGUCCUGCCCUGGGCACAAGGCAGCAACUUACACAGGGACGGCCCGGGCACUUUCCUCCUAGAUCUGCACAAUUUCCCCGACCUCUCCAAAGCCGAUAUCAAUGGACAGAAUCCCAACAUACAGGUGACCAUUGAAGUGGUGGACGGACUGGAGGGCCACGAGCCAGAGAAAGGCCUCAGAAAGGAGAGCAAACCCAACUGGUCUUCUCCCAACUGGAGGAACUGGUGGCCUCAUACUUCUUCAUCCUCCUCCUCUUCCACCACGCAUCAAACAGAGGAGCACGAUCGCUCCUACAGUAGCAACAGUGAGGACAGCAACUUCCUCAGGCCGCCGGCAGACUGGGACAGGAAAGGAGGUACUGGGGGAGGAAGCAAAGCUCAAACUGAAUAUGACUAUAUGGAUGGAGAGGGGGACUGGAGUAACUGGUCAGCGUGCAGUGUGACCUGUGGAAACGGCAACCAGAAGAGGACCAGGUCAUGUGGUUAUGCCUGUACAGCCACGGAGUCCAGGACUUGUGACAUGCCCAACUGUCCAGGUAUUGAGGAUGCCUUCAAGACAGCAGCUACCGAAGUCAGCCUGUUAGCUGGAACAGAUGAGUUCAAUGCCACAGAACUCUUUGGUGUUGACACAGACAGCUGCGAGCGAUGGAUGAACUGCAAGAGCGACUUCUUGAAGAAGUACAUGACCAAGGUGGCAAACGACCUCCCCAGCUGCCCUUGCUCUUACCCAACUGAGGUCGCGUACAGCACCGCAGAUGUACAUGAUGUUCCCACACGCCGAGAUUUCCGCUGGAAAGAUGCCAGCGGGCCAAAAGAGAAGCUGGAGAUCUACAAACCCACGGCCCGUUACUGCAUCCGCUCCAUGCUGACGCUGGAGUCCACCACGCUGGCCGCACAGCACUGCUGCUACGACGACAACAUGAAGCUCAUCACCCGCGGCAAAGGGGCUGGCACACCCAACCUCAUCAGCACAGAGUUCUCAGCCGACCUGCACUACAAGGUCGACAUCCUGCCCUGGAUCAUAUGCAAAGGGGACUGGAGCCGCUACAACCAGGCCAGGCCGCCAAACAAUGGGCAGAAAUGUCCCGACAACCCUCAAGACGAGGACUACUACAAACAGUUUGAAGAAGCAAGGGAAUUCUAGCCCGCUGUAGAGUCAAGGACAAAACACACUGCUUAAGUAUUCAAAUAAACCUCAAAAAUGGUGCUGAAACCAUCUUUUUUUUAAAAAUUCUGUUUUAGGUCAAAAACAAAUGAACUUUUAGGCUCUGAGGAACAAGACUUACUGCUCUUCUGAACCAAGAGGAAUAAAAAUCCAACAGAGUCAAUACCCUUACUUGGUCACAAGGAACUUUUCUUGACUUAACCAAAGACAGGCACAUAAUGUUGCUCUGUUUUUGAUUUUUUUAUUAAACAUGCCUCUGAAAUUUUGCCAGUAAUUGUGUUGCCAAUUGUAUCUCAGUCAGAUUUGGUCACUAAAGGGAGAACUGACUUCGUAUUCUUAAAAGGGAAAAUUAUUAUUCUUGGAAUGUCAGUUUAGAUUGGGUCAGUUUUCGUCUCCAUAGAUUGUUUAUGUUUGGUGAAUCUGAGAGGCCUGUGAUAAUAGAAUAAUGAGAUCCUUCAGGAAUGUGUCAUGGGUGGGGACAGAGCACAUGGUGAAAAAUCCCAUUUUCUCCCGUUUUGUUAAUUACAGUAUCUGGCUUCUCAUGUAAGCUUGUGAGUAUGUUUAUUUAGCAUGCACAUUUUUAAAAUUUUGACCAGUAAUUUACAAAUGUGUCCCUAGUGUCUCUGAGGCAGAUCCUCAAUGUAAAAAGCCUGCAUUAUUUUUGUAAAGUAUUUAUUAAGCUGUAGCUGCAUCUGAAUUGGGUGUCUAUGACUGGUUUCUGAUUCACAUACCGUGUGGAUGAAUGCUAACUUGAGAUUCCUCUCUAGCUCAAACUUUGCCAGCAAUGUGCAUAUCCCUGUCUCAAGUUAGGAUUAAACCGUAAUAGACAGUAAAGAAUGUGUGAAUUCAACUGUAUGGAGAGAUUUUUGAAAUAUAAAUCUA